Molecule: messenger RNA, 1943 nt
Organism: Emys orbicularis (European pond turtle)
Lineage: Eukaryota; Metazoa; Chordata; Testudines; Emydidae
Gene: FAM234B
Product: family with sequence similarity 234 member B
Exons: 13
Coding region: 19-1887 (622 amino acids)
Molecular function (GO): protein binding
Source: RefSeq, a predicted model, not a curated record
GCACCGCGCGCUUUCAGCAUGGCCACGGUGCUGUCCCGCGCGCUGAAGCUGCCAGGAAAAAAGAGCCCGGACCUAGGGGAGUAUGACCCCCUCACUCAGGCUGACAGCGAUGAGAGUGAAGAUGACCUUGUGCUCAACUUGCAGAAGAAUGGGGGAGUCAAGAACGGGAAGAGCACCCUGGAGGAGGUGCAGGACCCAGACUCAGAAGUGGAGGUCGAGGUGACAAAGCAGCGGCUGUCAGAGAGUGCCCCAGAUGGGUACCCUGCAGAGGCCACUGGCAGCCUGGAGCAGAAGGCAGCCUCCUCCCUGAUGCCAUACCUGCGCACAGCAGUCUUUUUGCUUACCAUGGUUAUCUCCAUGAUUCUGGUGCUGGUGUGCGCCUUUCUCAUUCCUUGUCCUCCUAGAGACUUGCAUAACACCUGGAACCGCAACCUAGGCCAGGAAGCAGGUGGAGUGCUGUUCCCACUGGAGCUCUCUGAUGUGAAUGGUGAUGGGCUCCCGGACGUCUUGCUCUCCUUCACAGCCCUGAUGAAUGCUAGCGUAUUGGGUGUUUCUACACCAUCGGUAACUGUGAUGGCCCUUUCGGGUGUGAACGGCAGCACCCUGUGGUCCAGCCACAUUCCAGAAGAGACUCGGAGUGUGCAGUGUAAAGGACUGACUCUCACAGCCCCAGCUGAGCCUGUCUGCCUUGUGACUGGAACAUCCAAAUUCCUCAGCCUUCUCCAGGCCUCCUCAGGGAAAACCAUCUGGACACUGAACCCAGCCCACCUGCCAAGUGGGACCCUGGCUGCACCAGCCGUAAUGCUGCCAGAUUUGGAUGGGGAUAAGGUUGGAGAUCUGGUGGUUCUGGCCAUCGGAGAGACCCAGCCAGACCUGUGCUUUAUCCUGGUAUCGGGUAAGACGGGAAACCCUCUGGGUGGGCCCGUGAAGUACAGCAUCAAUGGAGAAGGAAAACUGAUCGGCCCCCAAGCCCACAUUACCAGCCGAGGAGCCAUCUAUAUCCUGUUUGGCUUUGGUAAUGUCCAAGCAGUCGCCCUGAGGGAUCUCUUUGCCCAAGCCAGAAACCGUGACAGCUUCCCUCCUGUGCUGCAGCGGGAGGAGCCGGAGUGGGAGAAGCGCAGAUCUGUCAACUUAUCAGAGCUCAUUGACAUUUACAGCGGGGGCGUAGAGUUCCUGCAGAUGGUGACGGCUUCAGAUACUAACUGCAGCGACCUCCUCAUCACCACAAAACACAACCUGACUCUGCUGCGAGGAGAGGACCUGGAGCCCCGCUGGAACCUGGAGCUGCAGGACAUUCACAGCCAGCCUGCCCCUGGCUACUUCAAUGCUGACCAAACCCUGGACUUCAUGGUGCAGGCUCAGAGGAACGACAAUGUGAAAAAGAUGCUGGUGGUGGAUGGUAAAUCAGGCCUCCCUGUUUGGAGCUAUGAUCUCCCGUGUCACAUGCAGGAAUCUGAUGCCCUGUCAGUGAUGACUUUGGAGAAGAAAUCUGUUUUUCUCUUCUGGGCUGACGAAAUGCAGCCUGCAUUACAAAACUUGGAGCCUGGCCCAAGAAACAAGCAUCCAGGGCUACACCACCUCUACCUCCUGCACCCUACCUUUCCUGCCCUCCUUUUGGACCUCACCAAUGUAACAGACACAGUGACUGCUUCAGCCAUUGGAAUUAAUGAUCUCCAAAAAGAUGCAUUUUACAUCACCAUGACAACGAGCCCGACCUCCGAAAACCAGCCGGGUCUGCUGUUGGUCAGCAAGCUGGGCCUGCGGUGGGCCAUGCUCACUCAGAGCCGAAUGGUGCCGCUGAGGGAGACCACCUCAAAAAUCAGCCGUGGGGAAGUGAGGAGAUUCCUCUCCAGGCUGAAGUUUAUUGAUUUUCCUCACAAGUUCUAGCAUGUUGGCCCGUCAGGUUUCAAUAGCCAGGUGGACGUGUGGUCUAGGUGGGGCAC